AUGACAACGCUAGCAUCAACUAUAUCAACAUCAACCGAAACAACUACAACAAUAUCAACCAUAUCAACUACAAGAACCAUAUUAACAGUGAUAACAACAACAAUAACAACAACAACAACAACAACAACAACAACAGCAGUUUGUGGUGACUGUCAUGAUGGUACACCCAAAUGUUGUUAUACAUGCCAGGACAUUAUAGAUACUUACAUAUCACAUAAUUGGGCUUACGAUAUAUCAGGUUUUGCUCUAUGUAAACAAUGA
Molecule: messenger RNA, 261 nt
Organism: Adineta steineri
Lineage: Eukaryota; Metazoa; Rotifera; Eurotatoria; Adinetida; Adinetidae
Source: the annotation of a GenBank genome assembly